This is a messenger RNA of Ciona intestinalis (vase tunicate), 1242 nucleotides long. RefSeq names its product mitochondrial ornithine transporter 1. Gene Ontology annotation, molecular function: L-ornithine transmembrane transporter activity. The record is from RefSeq and is a predicted model, not a curated record. Gene Ontology annotation, biological process: mitochondrial L-ornithine transmembrane transport. Lineage: Eukaryota; Metazoa; Chordata; Ascidiacea; Phlebobranchia; Cionidae. Gene Ontology annotation, cellular component: mitochondrion.
AGAUUGUAUACCUUAUCUACUAACUUUGGCAUACAAGUCUAUGUCUGUAGCGUUGUUUAAACUUCUGUGUAUUGUGUGUUUUGCCUUAUAAAUGUACACUGUGGCAGCUAAAAGAACUGAAAAUGAAUGCAGCUAAAGAACUUAUCACGAACUUUGUGGCUGGAUGUGCUGGUGGAACGGCAUGCGUGUACUGUGGUCAGCCACUGGACACAGUAAAAGUAAAAUUGCAGACGUUUCCCUCACUGUACAAAAGCGCAUUAGAUUGUUUUCGAUCAACUCUUAAAAACGAAGGCAUCCAGGGACUUUAUAAAGGAUCUUUGCCCGCUUUACUAUGCAAUGUUUCAGAAAAUGCAGUGUUAUUUGUUGCACUUGGUUACAUGAAGAGCGUGAUUGGUGCAGUUGUUCACAAGCAUCCUGAACAGCUAAGUAACCUUGAGAAUGCUUCAGCUGGAAGUUUGGCGUCUAUAUUUUCUGCUAUGGUGGUUUGUCCAACAGAACUCAUUAAGUGUAGGAUGCAAGCUAUGGCAGAACUGCAAGCUACAGGCAAAGUGGAAGCACAGAGGAUAGGUCCAUGGGGUGUACUUCGGUCAAUGAUUAAAACAAAUGGGAUAUUGUCUCCAUUCCAAGGGCUGACAAGCACUUGGCUGAGGGAGAUGCCGGGUUAUUUCUUAUUCUUCUAUGGUUAUGAGUUCACAAGGGGAGUACUUGCUUCUAAAGGACAGAGUAAAGAUGAUUUAGAGGCUUGGAAGACUGUUAUAGCUGGUGGCACUGCAGGGUUGUUACUGUGGACCGCCAUUUUUCCAAUUGAUGUGGUAAAGUCUCGUAUACAAGUUCUAUCAGCUGGUGGGACACAAUAUGGUUUUACACGAACACUUAGGAUUAUUGUUCGUACUGAAGGUGUUGGUGCUUUAUAUAGUGGUUUGUUUCCAACAAUUGUAAGAACUUAUCCAGCAAAUGGUGCUUUGUUUUUGGCUUAUGAAUGUGCAAGAAAAAACUUUGGCAAUGCUAUAGGAUUGGAAUCUUCAACAUUUUAGUUACGUUCUUAUUUCUUAGAUCAAUCUUUCUUAGGCAUUAUAUAUUUUACUUCUAAUUUCCCCCAUGUGCAAGUUUUGGUUGAAUUUACCUAACCUAGUAAUACAUAUGUAAUGCUCAUAUGCAGGUUUUAAUGAAAUUUAUUAAAUAUAUGAAACGGUGUUUAAAUAAUAAAGGUGCUCCGCAAAUAAAGUCAAUUGUACCAUCAAA